Molecule: messenger RNA, 807 nt
Organism: Saccharomyces kudriavzevii IFO 1802
Lineage: Eukaryota; Fungi; Ascomycota; Saccharomycetes; Saccharomycetales; Saccharomycetaceae
Exons: 1
Coding region: 1-807 (268 amino acids)
Biological process (GO): protein catabolic process in the vacuole; cellular response to glucose starvation
Source: RefSeq, a predicted model, not a curated record
AUGACUAGUUUAGAUGAUACUGUUUUGACCAAGAAGAAUGUAGCACUUCUGGACAACGCUACGAACUACAUCCGCCCUGCCGUGGAUUACUUCCACUUUGCAUUUGAUUAUGAUAAUUUAGACGUCCCCACGACAUGGCGGUUGUUGUUAAAAACGCGCAAGCAUAAACUUCUGCGGUUACCAAGUUGCUCUUCUGAAAACGAGUUUGACUACAGCAUAUACAUGGCUAGAUUGCAUCACUGCAUGUGGAGACGCUGGUCCGUAUACCAUUUUAAACUAGACGGUUGCAAAAUCAAUCCGCUAAGUAUAAACUGGAACAAAGAGAUAGACGUUACUCUUCUUUACGGCCCCGAUCUGACCGGAAUUCAUGAAAGGGGACAAUCUACUCCAAAGAACGAUGGCGUACAGAAUACAAAAGAACAGGAAAAGCAGUUGCGUGAUGCUGUAAAAGAUGAGAGCUGUUCCUCACCACCGCUCAAAGACGACAGGCUUUUCCGAGACGGUAAACCAUCCUACCAUCAGUCAAUAUCUUUCGAUGACACCGUUCGUAGGCGAGACAUUGACAAACGUGGGAGGUUCCACGAGUCUUGUGUUCUGAUAAACGAUAUAAACCAAUUGCAAGAUUAUUCCAUUGUUUGGGACGAGAGAAGACAUCGCUACCGUCGACAACCUUUUUCAGACUCUUACGAUUACGGCCAUGUCAAUUCUAAAAGCAACGGAACUCCUUGCAACACGUCUCAUGAUAACUUGAUAAUUCACCAAAACCUGCAUAGCAUUACGGAAGGCUCUUACAUCUAUAUAAAGUGA